GUCGAAAUGUAAAUACUUAAGUUAUGAGUAUGCGGACGGCGAUACAAUCCUAGCACGUUGCAAUGUGCUCUUGAAUCGGCGCGAGACAUGACACAGACCCUCGCAGGCUGCCGAAUGUGUUGGCAUCGUGGAUCGCGGCGCUGCGACUCUCCUUCUCCUCGAGGACAAUGCGCAGGCUGUGGCCAAUGUAGUCCUUCGUAUACACGUUCACGUCCAAGUCCGGGCGACUGGCUUGCAACGCUGGUACAACGAGUUGAAGGAACCCUGCAAGCAUGUGCGAGUUCAUCGACUUCAAUUCGACGCGCGGGUUCGAGAAUGGCGACUUGGAGUCUCGUUGCCCGGUCAAAUGAUACGAAAGCCACUGGUUCAAGUACUCGUGUUUCUUUGCAUCGCCUUGAGACCAAUCCGCCAGCAGGCGCCUCCAUGCGAGAGACCCGAGUCCAUGCGCUGUAGUUGCAGGGGUGUCCAUUUCCUUGAUCCACUCUUCUUGAAUUCGAACGGACCUCUCGCCCUUGCGCACUGCGGAGGGAGUUCUCGAUGCUUCGAUGACUUCGGCGCUCUUAACCAACACACGCGUUGCACCAAUCGCUUUCGCAGGAUCGUCAGAUGUCGCAGGCGCUUUGGUCGGAUCACUGGACAACCGAGUCAAGGUCAUUGUGUAUGGAACUUGGGUAGGCAAAGCGGUAUCCGAUCCACCAUACUCGGUCGCUCCGGUUGCCGCCGGUAGCCCAAACGAACUGCAGAUGAAGCGGCGGAGAGUUUCGUGCUCCGACUCCAACACUUCACGGAAAACGGAUUCCCUGGCCACUGCCUGCUUCAUUUGCGUUACUUGGUGUUGCAACGACUUGUUCUCCAUCAUGACGCGCUUGAGUUCCUGGCGCAGGCGCUCGUUCUCGUCCGCGAGAGUGUCGUGAGCAAAGUACAUGGUCCUCGUCUGCGCUACUGG
This is a messenger RNA of Aphanomyces invadans, 946 nucleotides long. RefSeq lists its product as hypothetical. The transcript has a single exon. NCBI's taxonomy places the organism in Eukaryota, Oomycota, Saprolegniomycetes, Saprolegniales, Verrucalvaceae. The record is from RefSeq and is a predicted model, not a curated record. Bases 347 to 727 code for a protein of 126 amino acids.